This is a messenger RNA of Chinchilla lanigera (long-tailed chinchilla), 1294 nucleotides long. It is a transcript of the gene Polr3h, whose product is annotated as polymerase (RNA) III (DNA directed) polypeptide H (22.9kD). Gene Ontology annotation, biological process: transcription initiation at RNA polymerase III promoter; DNA-templated transcription. The coding region runs from base 129 to 854 and encodes 241 amino acids. Gene Ontology annotation, cellular component: RNA polymerase III complex. Gene Ontology annotation, molecular function: DNA binding; DNA-directed RNA polymerase activity. Lineage: Eukaryota; Metazoa; Chordata; Mammalia; Rodentia; Chinchillidae. The record is from RefSeq and is a predicted model, not a curated record. The transcript is spliced from 8 exons.
UCUCCGGAAGCGACAGGAUUCGGAUCCUCGCGCACGUCGUGUAAUCCUGAGGCCGCUGGGUGAAGGGACGCGGUGCGUGGCGGCCCCGAGUGGUGCGGGCAGGAGCCAGAGCGCCCUGAGGAGGCGGGAUGUUCGUCCUGGUGGAGAUGGUGGACACGGUGCGGAUCCCCCCGUGGCAGUUUGACAGGAAGCUCAACGACUCCAUUGCCGAGGAGCUGAACAAGAAAUUGGCCAACAAGAUGGGGAAACUGAGGCUCAGACAGGCAGUCAGUGAGUGGUGGAGCUGGCACUGGAAGCUGGCUCUGUCUUGUCACCACGACCCCGCACUUGCCAGAGCUCUGCAUCCUUCUAAGGUCGUGUACAAUGUGGGACUCUGCAUCUGCCUGUUUGACAUCACUAGGCUGGAGGACUCCUACGUGUUUCCAGGGGACGGGGCGUCCCACACCAAAGUCCACUUCCGCUACGUGGUGUUCCACCCGUUCCUGGAUGAGAUUCUCAUCGGGAAGAUCAAGGGCUGCAGCCCGGAGGGGGUGCACGUCUCCCUAGGGUUCUUCGAUGACAUCCUCAUUCCCCCGGAGUCGCUGCAGCAGCCGGCCAAGUUCGACGAGGCGGAGCAGGUGUGGGUGUGGGAGUACGAGACGGAGGAGGGCGCGCACGACCUGUACAUGGACACCGGCGAGGACAUCCGCUUCCGGGUGGUGGACGAGAGCUUCGUGGACACCUCGCCCACCGGGCCCAGGUCGGCCGAGGCCGCGGCCAGCGAGGAGCAGCCUCGGAAGGAGGCGCCGUACUCGCUCGUGGGGUCCAUCAUUGAGCCUGGGCUAGGCCUCCUCUCCUGGUGGACCAACAGCUAGCCUAUCCCAGGCUCCACAGUGACCCUACCCAGGCCGUGGAAACCAGCAGUGAAGCGGAUGCUGAGGAGUCUGCACCCCCUUGAGCUGCCCGGGGUGGGGGGUCCAGGAGCACCACCAACCAGCCCACCCCUACCACCCUGCCCUAAUCUCCCAGAGUGAUCUCUUGAAGUCCCUGCCCUAAUCUCCCAGAGUGAUCCUUCAAAGUCCCGCUGUCCCCAUGGACUUUAUUUUUGCAGCUGUGGGGAUUAAACCCUGGCACUUGCACAUACUAGGCAUGUGCUCUUCCACUGAGCUAUAUCCCAGCACUUUUUGAGACAGUUCUGAGUAACUGUCCAAGAUGGUCUCAACCUGAGAUCUUCCCGCCUCAGCCUCCUGAAUAGCUGGGAUUAUAGGCCAGGUCGUAAGAAACAUUUAAUAAACAAUGGCAGAUCAGCAAGGAA